UCCCGCACGGACCAACCGAAGCUGGCGCGCGCACCGGGAAGUGGGGAGAGCGCGUAUCCCAGCGCCCGGCGGCCGUCUUCUUGCACGCUCUAGGCCGUACCAUGCUCGCACUCCGAAGCGGCCUGAGGACGGCGCUGGCCCCGCGGGCUCUAGCGCCUCAGGUAUGUUCACCUUUUGCUACAGGCCCCAGGCAAAGCGAUGGGACAUUAUAUGAAUUCCGGACCUAUUUUCUCAAGCCCUCAAAGACAAAUGAGUUCCUGGAGAAUUUUAAGCAAAGUGUUCACCUUCGGACAGCUCACUCUGAAAUGAUUGGCUAUUGGACUGUAGAAUUUGGAGGCAGAACGAACAGAGUAUUCCAUAUUUGGAAGUAUGAUAAUUUUGCUCAUCGAGCUGCAGUCCGCAAAGCCUUGGCCAAGGAUAAGGAAUGGCAGGAACAAUUCCUCAUUCCAAAUUUGGCUUUCAUUGAUAAACAAGAGGUGGAGAUUACCUACCUGGUACCAUGGUGCAAGAUAGGAACGCCUCCCAAGGAAGGAGUCUAUGAACUGGCUACCUUUCAGAUGAAGCCUGGCGGGCCAGCUCUAUGGGGUAAUGCAUUCAAAAGGGCAAUAAAUGCCCACGUUGAGCUUGGCUACUCUACACUAGUUGGUGUUUUCCACACUGAAUAUGGAGCCCUCAAUAGAGUUCAUGUUCUGUGGUGGAACGAGAGUGCAGACAGCCGAGCAGCUGGGAGACACUGGUCUCAUGAGGACCCCAGAGUGGUGGCUGCUGUUCGGGAAAGUGUCAAUUACCUAGAGUCCCAGCAGAAUGUGUUCCUGAUUCCAGCCUCAUUCUCACCAUUGAAGUAGUUUCCUUCCCAGCAUGGAGCAGCCCAGUCACAGAGGUGAGAUGUGUCUACUGCAGGUACUUCAUUUCUCCAAAAGAAUCGCCGAUUGUUGUCUGAAGGAGGUGCUGAGUUACGACACUGUGCCCUCUGCAUUUUUAAGGCUACCUGAAUCAUUUACUACGAGUACUUCAGGAAAUAUUUCUGUUCAUUUCCAUAUCUACUAAAUAUCAGAAAGAGUUGUUAUUACUCCAUGCCCUGUACUUAUUGUUUCACAAGAUCUUGUCUUCCGUGAUUUUUAUGACUAAGUCUUGUAUUCAAAAAAUGAUUUUGAAAUUUUUUUCCCUCAAAAAAUAUUUGUAAAUUAAAUAAAUACAAUAUCUGCCUUUUUAUCGUGUUCAUUUUUCUUGAAAUUUAAAACUUUUUUUUUACCAGUAAUGUUUACUUUGUGAUAUCAAAUGGGAUUGAUAGAAAUAUUAAAUCUAGAAUUUGUCUUUAUACUUUAGAAAAAUAUACUGUCAUCCAUAUUAAUUACAGUUUCACACUCAUUAUUAAGUCAAAAUUGGAAAAUAAUAUAUUCUUUCGACUUGCUGUAUAAUAUGGUUUUAGCGUGUUUGUUUUUAAUUGUGUUUUACUACUUUUAACUUUACCUUGAAUUACUCAUAAGUAUUAUGAGACACUUAUUUAUUUCAAUGAGAUCUUUAUAAUUAUGGAAACCGUUGACCUAAUAAAAGCCUUCACAUCCACUCUGA
Molecule: messenger RNA, 1572 nt
Organism: Arvicanthis niloticus (Nile rat)
Lineage: Eukaryota; Metazoa; Chordata; Mammalia; Rodentia; Muridae
Product: protein NipSnap homolog 3B
Cellular component (GO): mitochondrion
Source: RefSeq, a predicted model, not a curated record